UGACCUGCUACACAAUUAGAUUAUUGUUCUUUCAGCUUUGUGUGGAGAGGAUCUGAAGGAUUGGAAGGAGGGGGGGAAAAGAGCCAGCCAGAGGCAUCACUGUGGAUAUGGAAUAAGGGAUUGCUCAGCUCCUGCAGAUUCACUUGCUAACUCGGGAGUUACAGCUGUUAUUAGGAAGCAUUCAGUGUGGCUUUAGGGAGUGCGCCAGGGGAUAAUCACUUAGACCACGCUCUGAUUUCUUGUAGUCUGGGCUCUUUUCUCUUCUGAGUCUUCUCAUCAUUAUUAUGGAGCCAAACAGUCCUAAAAAGAUCCAAUUUGCUGUGCCAUUAUUUCAGAGUCAAAUAGAUCCUGAAGCAGCUGAACAGAUCAGGAAAAGAAGGCCCACACCAGCAUCACUAGUUAUUAUGAAUGAACACUCACCCCCAGAAAUAGAUGAGAAGAGAAAGAACAACUCACAAGGAGAAUCACAGAAUGCCUCCCCUAAGCAGAGGAAGCAGAGUGUGUACGCUCCUCCUGCCAUCAAAGGGGUUAAACAUCUGAAAAGUCAGAACGACUCAGCAUUCCCAGAGGAGGAAGAGGGUGUCAAUGAAAGAGAAGAAGAAUGGGACCAUUAAUUAGCAUUGGGCUUGUGUAAGAAAGGUUAUUGUGAAUAACUGAACUGCUAAACUUUCCAUACUUAACAUGGAAUUCCAUUGCUUGUGUUUCUGAAACAUUCUUCAUCUCACCACUCCAGGCACACAUAGCAGAAUGCUUUCCGGGGAGCAUUCCUUGACUGGAUUUUACAGCACUCUGCAAACUUGUCCUGUGAUACUUGUAACUGAAGAUAAACAUUUAUUUUACAGUCAUUUUUCUUUCCUUUUUUAUGACUUAAAAAUGUAAUUUGCAAACAUGUUAGUAAUCUAACUUCAGUACUGCCAGAGCUUAAUUACUGAAUGUGAUCUGUACUCCAAGACUUAUUGUAAAUAGUACCAAUUUAAAAGUUACAAAUAAAUACUAAAUUCAUUUAGACAUGA
This is a messenger RNA of Malaclemys terrapin pileata, 1013 nucleotides long. RefSeq names its product protein phosphatase 1 regulatory inhibitor subunit 1C (gene PPP1R1C). NCBI's taxonomy places the organism in Eukaryota, Metazoa, Chordata, Testudines, Emydidae. Gene Ontology annotation, biological process: intracellular signal transduction. The record is from RefSeq and is a predicted model, not a curated record. Bases 285 to 614 code for a protein of 109 amino acids. Gene Ontology annotation, cellular component: cytoplasm. The transcript is spliced from 5 exons. Gene Ontology annotation, molecular function: protein phosphatase inhibitor activity.